CUCAUUUCUUCAGACGUCGUAAGUCUCUCAAAAUGCAGAGCACGGCGUUCGCCCUCUCCCCUCCGCUCCCCUCCCUCAGAUCGCCGUCGCUCCGGAGCCGCCGCCGGUGCUUAGGUUUCGGAUUCGAUCCCGUUCGCCUCUCCGCCGUCGCCAUCUCUCGCGAUCUCUCUUCUCCCGAUGACGCCCCUUCUGGCCUCCCGGCCGUUCGUAGUUUCCCGCCUAGAUGCUGGUCCUCCGGCCCUCCUCCGCCUCUCUCCUCUUGGAGGCUUAGGCCGUGGAGCGGCGUGCGCGGUUUCGGUUGCGACCGGGAGAAGAGCCGUUUCGAGGUUAGGGCGACGUCGGUCCCUGAAGCUGCCGGCGACCGAGAGAAGUCGGGGAGCAUGGCGAAGACGUUGGAGCUUGGUCUGUUGUUUGGGCUCUGGUAUCUCUUCAACAUCUACUUCAACAUCUAUAAUAAGCAGGUUCUAAAGGUUUACCACUACCCAGCAACCAUCACUAUGAUACAAUUUGCAGUAGGAUCUGUCCUUGUUCUGUUCAUGUGGACAUUUAAUCUCUACAAAAGGCCAAACCUCAGUCGUUCACAGCUUAUGGCAAUUGUCCCACUGGCAGUGGUACACACGUUGGGUAAUCUCUUCACUAACAUGAGUCUUGGAAAAGUAGCUGUUUCCUUCACUCAUACAAUCAAGGCCAUGGAGCCCUUCUUCUCAGUUAUCCUAUCUGCAAUGUUUCUGGGAGAGAUGCCAACUCCCUGGGUUGUUGGUUCCCUGUUGCCAAUUGUUGGUGGAGUUGCAUUAGCAUCCAUGACCGAGGCUUCUUUUAACUGGGCGGGGUUUUGGAGUGCAAUGGCUUCAAAUCUAACCAAUCAAUCUCGAAAUGUUCUUAGCAAAAAAGUCAUGGUGAAAAAAGAGGAAUCGAUGGACAACAUCACUCUCUUCUCAAUUAUAACAAUCAUGUCGUUUAUUCUACUAUUCCCUGCAACAUGUUACAUGGAAGGUUUCAAAUUUACUCCUGGCUACUUUGAAUUGGCCGCAAAGAGUGGAUUGAAUGUUAAACAAGUAUUGGUCAGGUCUUUACUAGCUGCCCUUUCCUUCCAUGCUUAUCAGCAGGUCUCCUAUAUGAUUUUACAAAGAGUAUCUCCUGUCACCCAUUCUGUUGGUAAUUGUGUGAAGCGGGUUGUAGUCAUUGUCAGUUCUGUUCUUUUCUUCCGAACACCAGUUUCCCCCAUCAAUUCUAUAGGUACUGGCAUUGCCCUCGCUGGGGUUUUCCUUUACUCCAGGGUGAAGAGGAUUAAGCCGAAGCCAAAGACGGCAUGAAGUCAUUUUGGUCUGGCAGAAUUUGCUAUUUGCUUCUACUUUGCGCAAGGUUUAUUCUUUUGCAAAGACUAAAUAAUUGUACCCCGAUUGGUUGGCAAUGGCAAGGCACCUUGAAUU
This is a messenger RNA of Rhodamnia argentea, 1430 nucleotides long. RefSeq names its product triose phosphate/phosphate translocator, non-green plastid, chloroplastic-like. Gene Ontology annotation, cellular component: membrane; Golgi apparatus. The transcript is spliced from 10 exons. The record is from RefSeq and is a predicted model, not a curated record. Gene Ontology annotation, biological process: transmembrane transport. Lineage: Eukaryota; Viridiplantae; Streptophyta; Magnoliopsida; Myrtales; Myrtaceae. The coding region runs from base 33 to 1313 and encodes 426 amino acids. Gene Ontology annotation, molecular function: antiporter activity.